CGAACGGCCUGCUAGCUCAACCUUCCAAUUUUAGCCUGCCGUCAAAGGUCAAAAGGCGAAACCUGGCUCUCCUGGACGUUUACUUGUAGACGCUUUCAAUCUGUUGAAGAAUACUGUACAGAAAAUCGAAGUACCGUCAGUUGAAGGCUCAACGGUGUUUGUCAUUGGAGAUGCGCAGGCCCGUCUGCAAGGUAAACGAAUUGAAGUCCGAUCAACAAAUACCGCUGAACAGAUUGCUUCUGUAUUUUGCGUAGCGACUUUGUUCGUAUUAUGCAACCCGGAUAAGAUUCGAUCUCGCAAUGAUACUACUGCAAUAGGUCACCAAGCUCACAAAUGGCCACUAACACUGGCAUGCGGUUACGGUAGCCAAAUACCAUCGAAUCGCAUGUUGCAGUCUCGAGAUACCGAAGGUGGGUAUUUGCAAAUUCUGACUUUUGGGACUCGAACUGACUCCAUUAAUGGCGGCCAUGUGCGGUCCAAGCGCUAUUGA
Cylicostephanus goldi is the source of this 490-nucleotide messenger RNA. The record is from the annotation of a GenBank genome assembly. Lineage: Eukaryota; Metazoa; Nematoda; Chromadorea; Rhabditida; Strongylidae.